Messenger RNA from Trypanosoma brucei brucei TREU927, 1953 nucleotides. RefSeq lists its product as hypothetical. The coding region runs from base 1 to 1953 and encodes 650 amino acids. Lineage: Eukaryota; Euglenozoa; Kinetoplastea; Trypanosomatida; Trypanosomatidae. The record is from RefSeq and is a predicted model, not a curated record. The transcript has a single exon.
AUGCGCAGGUGCCUUAUUUUGCCUGUUUUGACUACAGCGAGCAAAAGCAGCUUUGCUUCGUGCCGCCACAGCAGCAGCGGUGAUGGAAGAAAUGGCGGUCUCGGCAGCAGCGCUAGCAGCAGCGCUACCACCAUAAGAGAAAGCAUGAAGUCGGCAGGAUUUAACUUUAACACCCCCAACUUCUGCCUUGAGGGCGCGACUGAGUCAGAUGUUGCCGACACGGCAGGUGAACUUAUCACAAGCCCAGUGACUUCCCUCAACUUCGUGCGUGACAUGUACGGCCCGUGGUUGGUGCUGACGGAGGAAAUACAGGGUGAAUUGUUCAUUGACCACGACAAGAUGGUGUACCUCCGCCCUGCAAACGGCCUUGGAUUCGGUGUUGGUCGCAUAGACACUGGAGAGCCGUGUUCGUCAGGCACAGCCUUUCUCAUGAGCCUAGAAUGGUACACAUAUCCGGCAACAACGUCAAUGCCCCCAAAUAACGCCUGUAAAACCGAAGUCACUGGCGUGGUGAAACAUGUACACUCAUCUUCCAUGGAUUACAGCACAUUCACCCUAGUCGCCUCGUGGCGAAGCAGCAGCGGCACUAGUGGGAAAUUCAACGCGGCAAAACUCUCGCCUUGGGACCCAGUGGGAGGCGUGAAGCGCUGGACACCUAACGGUGACCUAAUGCAAGUAUUCCAUCAGGUAUUCCCCACCCCACUGAGGCUAACCUCUCAUAUCAAACGGGCGACAGCAGCCCGUCAAGUGGGAAGCCGGUCUGGUGGUUUAGGCGAAGGGGAAUUGGGUUCGUCCCCGCACCACUUAUCGUUAGAACAGUAUCGCGUCGGAGAACUACCCGACUUGUACUACAUUCCCAACUAUAUUUCAGAGGAAGAGGAACAGGAAAUGAUGGAAGCUGUUCGUAGCACACCACGCGAACUGAAAACGCAGCUUACCAAGCGCACUGUACAAGAAUGGGGUUGCAGUAUGUGCGAGACAUGCAAUAAGAGCUUCGUAUCCGAUCGUAACAUGCCCCCUUGGGUGGAGGCUUGUACCGACAUGCAGGUGUACGAUGGUAUCUUCACACCCUCCGUGUUCCCUAACAGUGUACGAGUGCAUGAAUACCACCCACACGAGGGCAUCGCCCCGCAUUGCGAUGGUCCCAUUUAUGUACCGCGCGUGUCGGUGCUUUCGCUUGGCACUCCGUGCGUGAUGUUUUUCUACUCCCGCCGUGAGCCUUACUCCGAGCCAAUGGAACACUACAACGAUACUUUCCGCUUCAAAGAGGGUAUCGCCAAAGAAUCACCGAUUCAAUCGGUGGUGUUAGAGCCCCGCUCCCUUUUGGUGUUUGCCGGUGAUGUCUUUCACUACUAUCCACACGGAACCUGCGACAGGAAAAUAGUCCCCUUAACAACGGAGGUGGCGGGUCGGGUAGUGAAUAGACAUCUUCUUCAGGAUCCAGACAUAAAGGAAGUGCACAAAGGUUUCCGCGUGAGUGUCACUACGCGCAAUCUCCUUCCACGGUGCAACCACCAGCCGGAACGGACUGAGUACGGGAUGAAACGCGCAUGGUUUAUUUACAACCAACUGCCCGUGCCGCAGCAGCUGUUCACUUCACCGCCUUUGGCUCCGGAUGCUAAGACUGGAAAUGCGGGGGGUGAAGAGAAAGCGAAGCCAUUUGACGCUUCAGCAGGAAAAUCAGCAGCAGGAAGUGCACACCCGGGCACUGAUGAGAAUAUGGCAAAUAUCGAAAAGAAGUUGGACCAGUUACUCAAACAGCAAAACGCGUUGUCACAGCAGUUGGACGAAGUGCGGCAACUAAUAGCGGGAGAUGCAGGUUUCCGUCACGAGGUAUCGACUGUGUUGGGUCAUCUCACCUCAACUGUCCUGCAGAUAGAAAGCAAGUUGGAAGAGUUGGAGGAUAAUCGCGCACGUGAGAUGGGCGAAACCGGCGGCCAGCCAACUGCGUAA